CCAGCUGAUGUUGUUGGAGAAUCUGCACAUUACUUCCCCAACCAGCCAGAGCUUUGUCAUAACCCCUGGUCUUCUAUUGAACAGCAGAGACACCAAAGACCCCCCACCCAACUAUCAAGAAAGGAUAUAUCGAGGUCCCAAACCCUCCAUUCCCAAGUUUACCAGGGAUGAUCCUAGAGAAUUUUCAAGGCUCCGGAUUGCACUGGAGAACAUCCUGCCAGCUGAUGCAACGGAGAGAUUCAAGUAUCAGAUCCUGUGUGACCACUUGAAGUUUGAGGAAGCUCUCCUGAUAGCAGACUCUUAUGUCAACUCCCCAUCCCCCUACACCGACACAAUGGCUUCACUGACUAGACAGUAUGGCCAACCUCACCAGUUGUCGUUAAGGCGAAUAUCAGAGUUGAUGGAUGAGCCCACCAUACGACCAGGUGACAUAGCAGGGUUCCGUAGGUUUGCAUUACGAGUUAGAGCACUCGUGGGGAUGCUGAAGCAGCUUGGGGAAGAUGGAGUGAUUGAGCUGCAGUGUGGAUCUCACGUUGCAAGGUUAAUGAGGAAGCUGCCACAAGAUCUCCGUGCUACCUUCCGUCGAUACCUCUGUUGGAGACAAGAUGGAGUCCCCUCCCUAUUAGACUUUUCUCGCUGGUUGGAACUUCUUGUUCAAGAAGGAGGGGACAGCAUGGAUAGGAUAGAGGAGGGGAGACGUAAGGACUACAGACCCAAGAAAGAUUAUAGCAGGGAGGGAAAGCCCAGCAGGGUUGCCACAGUUCUCCAUGGCACCACAGAGGCCCACCCUGCCGAUACCUCCUGCGGACAGACCUCAGAGGUGAAACCCAGAGUAUACUGCCCAUACUGCUGCAACAACCAACAUUUCCUGGAUCAGUGUGCCAAUUUCAAGCAGCUCUCCAGAGACCAGAGGAUAACCUGGGUGAAAAGCAACAAUCGAUGCUGGCGAUGUGGACGCCAGCAUCUGGCUGCUCAGUGCAAACUGAAAUUGCAGUGCAAGAUCUGCAGAGGCAAACAUCUCGAGUCUUUGCAUGUUGUUAAUGACAGGACUGCUGCCGAGCAGAAGGAUGCCAACCCCACUUCUUCAAAGGGUCCAGAUCAGCCCACUGAUAUCUUGUAUCUGGAUCGACGUGCUGGCUGCAACCAGGUCCUUCUCAAGAUCAGUAAGGUGCUCCUGCGGAGUGGUGAUCACUCUUUGGAGACAUACGCCAUUCUGGAUGAUGGUUCAGAGAGGACGAUUCUACUGCCAGAAGCUACACGGCACCUGAAGCUCGACGGUCAGCCAGAGAGUCUGACAGUGAGGACAAUACGUCACGACGAGAGAACGUUGCAGGGCUCAUCAGUGACAUUUACUAUUUCUCCAGUUAAUCACCCAGCCAAGACAUUCACAGUUGAUAAGGCAUUCACUGCAGCACAGCUAGGUUUGGCCGAUCAUACCUACCCAGUAGAUGGUUUGAAGAGGAAGUUCAAGCAUCUUAAGUCACUUCCACUUGAGCCUUUUUACAAUGCUAAGCCACUCCUGCUGAUUGGGUCAGAUCACCCCCAUCUCAUAACACCCAUUAAGCCAGUACGCCUUGGACCACCGGGUGGCCCUGCAGCAGUGAAAACAAGAUUGGGCUGGACUCUUCAGGGGCCUGUAAGUCGCAUACAGUGCAAUAAUUCCCAGCAGUGCCUCUUUCUGUCCACAUGUUCUCCUAUGUCUGAGCUGUACAGCCAAGUGGAGAAACUCUGGCAGUUAGACACACUCCCAUUCCAAAAUGAGAAGCUGGUGACACGGUCACGUAGAGACCAGGAAGCUAUAGAGUUGCUGGAAGCUAAGACUCAACGUGUUGAGGUAGAUGGUGUUCGUCGUUAUGCCACACCUCUGUUGAGGGUUGCAAGUAUGCCCAUUCUGAGAGCCCCUCCCCAAGCAGUACUGCCCCACCUGCGAGCGAUAGAAAAGCGACUCAUGAGAGAUCAAGUUAAAGCUCAGGCCUAUAGCACUGAGAUCAGGAAGUUGGAAGAAUCAGGCUACAUACGGAAGAUCAGUCCUGAGUUAGAAGCGACAAGUACACAGUCUUGGUUUAUUCCCCAUCAUCUAGUGACACACAAUGGUAAGAACCGUGUUGUGUUCAACUGCUCCUUUGAUUAUGAGAAUCAGAACAUCAAUAAGCUUCUGCUGCCAGGCCCGAACCUGGGGCCCUCAAUUCUUGGUGUCCUGUUGCGCUUCCGAGAACACUCCACUGCCAUCAGCAGUGACAUAAAAGGAAUGUUUCAUCAGGUGAGAUUGCUUCCAGAAGAUCGUCCCUUUACGCGCUUCCUUUGGCGAGAUCUAAAAAGAGACUCCCAGCCUGAUGUAUAUGAGUGGCAAGUCUUGCCCUUCGGGACAACGUGCUCACCAUGUUGUGCCAUCUACGCACUCCUGCGGCACGUCCGAGACCACAGCUAUGAGGGGGAAGAUGUCAGAUGUUCAGUGGAAGCUCACUUUUAUGUCGACAACUGGCUCCAGAGUUUCCCAUCGGCGGCUCAGGCUAAACGUAUGGUGGACAAGACCAGAGCACUGCUGACACAGGGAGGGCUUGAAUUGCGACAGUGGGCAAGUAACCAACUAGAAGUCAUCAAUCACUUGCCAAGGGCUCUUCGAUCAGAAAGUAGUGAACAGUGGCUAAACCACGGUGAAGUGGAACAGCAAGAGCAUGCGCUUGGCUUGAGCUGGAUGUGCCAGACGGACACAAUAAGAUACAGAUCAAGACCACUUAGGUCAUCUCCCACCACAAUGAGGAGUAUAUACCGAGUCCUGGCCAGCCAGUACGACCCCCUUGGAUUCCUUAUACCAUAUACGACGAGAGCAAAGAUCAUUGUCCAGCAAUUGUGGGAUAAAGAAAGGGGGUGGGAUGAUCCCCUUCUGCCUAAGAAUUUACUGAAUGCCUGGCAGGCCUGGGAAGGUGAGCUGUGUCACAUUGACAGUAUCUGCUUACCCCGUUGCUAUGUUAGUCCAGAGAUGGAUCACGCUGAUACUUGGAGAAUGGUACACAUUUUCUGCGACGCGUCAGAACGGGCAUACGGUAGUGUAGCUUACCUCCGUACAGAAGACACCCAAGGUCGAGUUGAGGUGGCAUUCCUGACAGCUCGCUCUAGAGUGGCCCCGAAACGCCAACUAUCCAUGCCACGGCUAGAGUUGUGUGCCGCUCUUACAGGUGCACAGUUAGCUAAACUGCUGCAACGUGAGCUGACCGAAGCAGUUCAUAGAGUCACAAUGUGGACAGAUUCCACGACGGUCCUAUCAUGGAUCAGGUCAGAUUCCUGUCACUUUAAAGUGUUUGUGGGGACCCGCAUUGCAGAGAUACAGGAAUUGACGGACUUACAGGCCUGGCGAUACGUGCCAUCAGCGGAGAAUCCCGCUGAUGAUCUCACCAGAGGGAAGACGUUGCAGGAGAUUGCUGGGAAGAGCCGGUGGGCAUGCAGUCCAUCGUUCCUAGCCUUACCGCCUGAGCAAUGGCCAGUUGAGGUGCCAUUUCCCACUACUGACCACAGUGAUGAAUUACGGAAGGCUGUGAUUUGUCUGCUGACCAUGCCUACAGCUAGUAUUAACCUACCUGACACGCAUCAGUACUGCACCUUUAGUGAUCUUGUUGCUGAGACCGCACGGCGUUUGCAUGGGGCGGCACCAGAGGCAGAGGGCAAUCCGAUGGCAGAGCAUUACAGACAGGCGGAACUUAAUGUCUUGAGAGCGGUGCAGUUGGAGAGUUUUCCCGAUGAGGUCUGGUGCCUAAAGGAGGGAAGGUCGCUCCCCAUGAGCAGUCGCUUGUUGACCUUGGCACCAGAAUUGGACCAUUCUCUGCAGCUGAUACGUGUGGGUGGUCGUUUGCGCCGGUGUGAUAAGCUGGAAGCAGACACUGUCCAUCCAGUGUUAUUAGAUCCAAAGCACCCAAUUACUAAGCUCCUUAUUCAACAGACAGACAGAGAACUGAAACAUCCAGGAGCCGAGCGUCUGUUUGCCGAGCUGAGGAGGAAGUAUUGGAUCCUAAGAGGCCGAGAGGCAGUAAGGAAGGAACAGCGAUGCUGUUUCGAGUGUCAGAAAUGGAGGGCACAACCCAUUGUACCUACAGUAAGAUGUCAGACCUGCCUCCUGCUCGUGUCAGACUGUACCAGCCAGCAUUUUAUUCCACAGGAAUUGACUGCUUUGGUCCACUGCAGGUAAAAAGGGGGCGUUGCACAGAGAAAUGCUGGGGACUGCUUUUUAAAUGCUUAACCACCAGAGCAGUCCAUAUUGAAGUGCUCCUUAGCCUGAGCACUGAUUCAUUCCUCAUAUCCCUGCGAAGAUUCAUCUCACGCCGUGGGAAACCCAUGGAGCUGUUGUCUGACCAGGGGACUAACUUUAAGGGGGGAAACAGGGAGCUCCUGGAAGCCUUUCAAGCCCUACUGUACAUCCAUCCCUGCAGUCACGGUUGGCAGCACAACAGAUCCGAUUCUCAUUCAAUUCACCCUGCGCCCCGCACUUUGGAGGAGCCUGGGAGAGGGAGGUAAAGUCAAUUAAGUCAGCGCUUAAUGCCAGCUUGGGUCCAGAGAUCGUCACCUCGGAAGUUCUGGAGACCACCCUGAUAGAGAUUGAAGGGAUCUUGAAUUCUAAGCCAGUAGGCUAUGUGUCAUCCAAAGAGCCGAUGUCCUUGCAGAUUCUCCAGACUUCCUGCCCUCGUCGCCAUUCUCCGGUUGCUCCCUUCGGCUCUGCCUCCUGGACCAGGCCACGCCCCUCCCAUCUUCGGCGCUGCUUCCUGUUUCUGCAAAGAAAAGGCCACAGCCUUGCUAACUUCGAAAGCAUUUGCUCACUGUUUGGAUUAUUGUUGGUUUGCUUGCUUGUAUAUGAUAGUUUAGGUUUUCGGUUUCUGAUUUUUGGUUAGCCCUUUUCUGGUACUUCUGCCCUGGUUUAUUGUUUUUCUGGUUUGAACCUCCGUCUGUUUUUCGACAACCCUUUUGUUUUUUCCCUUUGGUAUCGUUGCUCGGUUUUGUGUACUUGCUGUGUGUUUGUACCUAGGUGUGUACGGAGUGACUGCCAUUUUUUUUCUGCGUGACGCAUGGUUUAAUUUUUGGUUUGAUUAGGGAGCUAGGAGUUAGUCUUGUUGUUUUGUUUGUGUUUCGUUUAUCUCAUGUAGGACUAGCUUAGCUUGGGUUUCAUUCGGCAGUGGUGUUUCAUUCGUUAUUUUGGCCUGUGUCACUCCCGAAGUCUGUUACACCUAUUGUUUGUGAAGUGUUUGUGAAAAAUAAAAUAACAAAAAAAAAAGAUCCCCUUCAUUUCCUGUGUUCCCUUUCCCU
Messenger RNA from Paramormyrops kingsleyae, 5289 nucleotides. RefSeq lists its product as uncharacterized. Lineage: Eukaryota; Metazoa; Chordata; Actinopteri; Osteoglossiformes; Mormyridae. The record is from RefSeq and is a predicted model, not a curated record.